UUUUUUUUUUCUUUAUUUAUUUUUUCUUUUACAUCAUCAUAUGGCCUCAUUUUUCUUUGAAGACUAUUACUUUCCAAGUGAAUUAUAUAAUCGAGAAACAGGUGAUUUUACUACGCCUAUUCGUACUUUACUUGACUUUGCGCCUUUUAUUCUUGAAGAACUACCUAAAAAAGAAAAGGAUAAAAAACCAAUCAAGUCUGAUGCUGAGGAUUCUUGGACUAAAACUUAUCUUCUUCCAUCAAGUCAUUAUUUAACAUCUGUAUUAAAAUCAGAUAAAGCAAGAGCUGUCACUGAAUUUGUGAUACGUUGUGGAAAUGAGUAUUUAAAAUCAAAGGAAGAAGAUCAGAGGGGGUUUAGAGAAUUUAAAGAAGCUGCUGCUGCUAGCGAUUAUUAUAGAAGGAAAGAAAAAAAUAAGAAAAAGUAUCGUCAUAAAUGGUUUUUUAAUAGUAGUAGGCAAGAGGAUUCCUCAUCUGAAGAAGAAGAAGAAGAAAGAAGGGAAGAGGAAUUAAGAAAGGAAGAAAAGAGAAAACAAAAAGAACAGGAGAAACAACAACAACAACAACAAGUACUCGCUCCUUCUACAACUGCAUCUACUCUAGUCAAAUCUGCUGCUGCUGCAGGUUUAUUAUCAUUGUCACUUUAUUCGACUUAUCAAACGAGUGUCAAAUUUAAUGAAAUUUCAUUCCAUAAACAGCUUGAAAUAUUAAUCACUCAAGUGCAAUCUAUUAUCCAAAGCACUGAGGUUUGGAUCGAGGAACAUGAUAAAAUGAAUGAUAAAGUACCAAAUCAAGUGAGGACAGAUAUAAUUCUCUUAAAACAGCUUGUUGAUUAUUUAAUCAGAUUAGAUCCUCGGGCAAAUAAGAAAAUGGAAGCAGCAGGAUGGGGUUGCGGUGCUAUUGGUGGAUUAUCAGCUUUAGGUGGUAUUGCAUUGGGUAGUACAGCUGCUUUAACGGGUGGCGCUGCGCUUGCCUUAGGAGGCACCAUCGUGAUGAUAUCGUCAAAAGCUUCAGGCAAGAGCCAAUUAGGUGCUAGAUUAUUACUUGAAAAUCAAGUUCGUGAAAAAGUAGCAACCUGUCAAAAGAAUAGAAUUGAACGUGAAAAAGUCAUUGAACAUGAAUUUAUUAUUAAAGCAGAUGAAGCAAAUAUUGGUGAAAAAAGAAAGAAUAAAGAAGAGGGAAAAAAGGUAAACGAUAAAAAGAAGGUAAAGCAUGAGCUUCAACCACAGAAUUCAAUUAAGGAAGAAGAGAACGUAAUUUACAAUGAUAUUCCAAAUCUAAGAAAAGAAAGAAGUAAAAUCGCAUUGAAUUCAUAAUAAUGACAUCAACGUUAAAUCACUCGAGUACUUUUUUAUUAUUACCAAGUGAAUUAAUAUUCAUAUAUUAUUUAUUAUUAGAAGAAAAAGCCCAACCUAUUACUAUAAUAAAACUUACCUUCUCUUUCACCCUCUUUAUACAAUAGAUACAAGAAAAGUGACAGUGACAGUGGUGAUUUCAAACUAUUACUUUUAUCUCUUUUUUUUUUCUAUUUUUUUUUUUUUUUU
Messenger RNA from Cokeromyces recurvatus, 1540 nucleotides. RefSeq lists its product as uncharacterized. The transcript is spliced from 4 exons. NCBI's taxonomy places the organism in Eukaryota, Fungi, Mucoromycota, Mucoromycetes, Mucorales, Mucoraceae. The coding region runs from base 41 to 1312 and encodes 423 amino acids. The record is from RefSeq and is a predicted model, not a curated record.